GCGUGUCUCAACACUCCUUCUCCAUAAUUUUUUGACCUCUUCCCCAACUGACAUCCCGAGAAAAGGAAACUCCCAGAGAUUCCUUGAAACCAAAACCCCCUCAACGCCUGUCCCUCCACCUCCACCUUCACCUCCACCUCACCUAAACCUCUGUUUGGCUACAAAGAUUUCUUGUUUUCCGUCGCUUCCAGAAAGCCCCAUUUCCUGCAAGAGCGUUAAUUCGUUUCUGUUGCUUUCAUUCUUCUCUCAUUUCCCAAAUUUUUCACCUCAGGAUUUUGGAUUCUUUCCGACGCUUCCCAAAACUGCAUUCCGAGAAUCAAGUUUUGCGCAACAACCUGUUUCCUUUUCUUUCUAUCUCGUUUACCGCGAGUUCCAAGCAGGAAAAGAAACGACAAAUAGAGAACCUUGCGCUGUUUGAUAACGUUUAGCGUCGGGUUUUGUUUUCGAAGCCCUACUUUUAUAUACCAACCUUCAAUUCCGGCAAGGCAUGGACAAUUUGGAUGAAGAAUCGUCAACGGAGAUCUCCAAUUCGUACAAAUUCUCUAACGGACCGUAUAUGAACCACUCGGCUUUGUUCGAAACCCGGCUUUUCUACGUGCGGAUCGCUCCGUGCGUGAUCAACAGCGUCCCGAGCCACCUCACGCUGCACCAUCUCCGCCGCGAGAUCGGUACCUCGCUCGAAAUCAACAAUUCCCGGGUACCUGCCUCGGAAUCUACGUCACUGACCCUUCGGCGCGACCGGCUCGACAAGGAGUCAUCGGAGGUAACCUACGUGAGCACUGAUACUGUCAGGGUCACUGGCGGGGUCGAGUUCGAAGUUUACGAGAACCAGGACUUGAUUCUGUGCGGGUCUUUGGAGCGAAUGGAAUCGGAUUGGGGAAAUGGGUGUGCGGGCUUGGACAACAAGGCGAGGACAGGCUGGAGUAUGGACUGUUAUAUGUCAGCGUCGAUCGGUUCUGGUUCCUCGGCGUUUUUCCAGCCGAAGCUCGGGGUUUCCUCGCCAUCAUUUGAGGUUUAUAUCGCCGGCUGUUGCUCGGGAGUGCCUGUGAUUUUGACCAAGACUAUUCAGAUUAGUCCGAGGCGGAAGGCGGUGAGGCAUCCUUUUCUUGAUGCCAUUCCGGAGGAUGAAGAAAUGGGGAAGGAACAACGCAAUGCUAAUGGGUUGGUUCGACAUAGGAAAGGGCAGAUCACGGACUCAGAUGUUGAAGAUUCUGAGCCUGAUGGGAAGAUUGGACAUGAUUUUUACCCUGAAGAUAUGUACUAUGGCGAGGAUGGCCAACUCUCUUGGUUUAAUGCUGGUGUUAGAGUUGGUGUUGGUAUUGGUCUUGGGAUGUGUCUUGGUAUAGGAAUUGGCGUUGGACUUCUGAUGCGAUCAUAUCAAACCACUACUAGGAAUUUUAGGAGGAGGUGAAUCGUGACCACCAAUAAUCUCACGUCCUCGACGGCAAUGUCCCACCGUAAUAGCCCUGCACCACCUCUCCCCUCCGUUGUCUCCCUUAACUGUAUCGAAGAUUGCGCUUUUGAGCAAGAUUCCUUGGCCGGCGUCGCCUCCGUUGAGCACGUCCCUCUCAGCCGUUUGGCCGACGGUAAGAUCGAGUCUGCCGCUGCCGUUCUCCUCCAAUCCCUUUCUUUCCUCCCACGCGCUGCCCAGCGCCGGCUUCGCCCCUACCAGCUUAUCCUAUGCCUCGGUUCCGCCGACCGCGCCGUCGACUCCGCCCUUGCCGCAGACCUCGGGCUCCAGCUCGUACACGUCGACGCGUCGCGAGCCGAGGAGAUCGCCGACACGGUCAUGGCGCUCUUCCUCGGCUUGCUGCGCAGGACGCACUUGCUCUCCCGCCACGCGCUCUCUGCUUCUGGAUGGCUCGGUUCGCUGCAACCGCUUUGCCGUGGAAUGCGACGCUGCCGUGGGUUGGUUUUGGGGAUCAUAGGUAGAUCUGCGUCGGCUAGGUCUUUGGCUACAAGGAGCCUAGCCUUCAAGAUGAGCGUGCUUUAUUUCGAUAUUCACGAGGGAAAAGGAAAAGUAAGCAGGACUUCAAUAACUUUUCCUCCCGCAGCCCGGAGAAUGGAUACUCUUAAAGAUUUACUUGCAGCAAGUGACCUUAUUUCACUUCACUGUGCUCUAAGUAAUGAAACAGUUCACAUUAUUAAUGCCGAAUGCUUGCAGAAUAUAAAGCCAGGGGCUUUUAUUGUCAAUACUGGUAGCACUCAGCUGAUGGAUGAUUGUGCUGUGAAGCAGCUUUUGAUUGAUGGCACCUUAGCUGGAUGUGCUCUGGAUGGUGCGGAAGGGCCACAAUGGAUGGAAGCCUGGUUAAAGGAGAUGCCCAAUGUAUUGAUUCUUCCACGAAGUGCAGACUAUAGUGAAGAAGUAUGGAUGGAGAUAAGGGAGAAAGCUAUUUCUAUGUUACACACAUUCUUCUUUGAUGGGAUUGUUCCAAAGAAUGCCAUCUCUGAUGAGGAGGAAGAGGAAAGUGAAAUAGCUGAUGAAAAUGAACAAUCUGAUAAGCAAGACAGAGAAAGUGCUCUGCAAGGUUCAGUUGGUGAGCGAUUGAAAGAUAAUGCUCUUGUAAGUCCAGAAAGCUCAGAGAAAAAAGAUACCAUCAAAUCCAAAGAGUCUCCUGGCCAGCACCAGGUUUCAAGUUUGUCUCGAAGCACCACUACCAGAUCUGAAGUAAGGCGAAGCAGAUCAGGUAAGAAGGCCAAGAAGAGACAUGCACAUCAAAAAUCACAACAAAAACCGGAUGAACCCUCAGCUCUGGAAAAGGAAAGUAUCUCACUUCGAGAAGAUGAUACUGCUAUGAGUGGCACAGAUCAAGCAGUAAGCUCUGGUUCACGAUUUGCUUCCCCUGAAGAGUCAAGAAGUAGGAAAACACCCAUGGAGUCAAUGCAAGAAUCAACUUCUGACCAGCGUCUAAAAUCAAAGAAGAAGCUCGGUGGAAAGUCUGAUGAACUGUUGAAAGAUGGGUAUGUUGUAGCUUUAUAUGCUACAGAUCGCCCUGCACUCCAUGUCUCUAGGCAAAGAGUUAAAGGUGGUGGUUGGUUCCUAGAUACCAUGUCAAAUGUAACCAAAAGAGAUCCUGCAGCACAGUUCCUCAUUGUUUUCAGAAGCAAGGACACAAUUGGCUUGCGAUCAUUUGCUGCUGGUGGAAAGUUAUUGCAGAUUAAUAGAAGAAUGGAAUUUGUAUUUGCUAGUCACAGCUUUGAUGUUUGGGAAAGUUGGAUGUUGGAGGGUCCCUUGGAAGAAUGUCGGCUCAUUAACUGUAGGAAUCCUUCGGCUGUUUUGGAGGUACGCAUUGAGAUUUUGGCAGCAGUAGGGGAAGAUGAUGGGAUUACUCGCUGGCUUGAUUAAAUCCUAAGAGUUAAGAACACUAACAUUUUCCUGCCCAUGAGAGAGCAGGGUCUCCAUGACAUGACUCGUGAAAAGCAUAUUCUUCUGAAAUGCUACACAUUUAGUGGCCGAAAAAGAAAGCGUGUGUUGUUUUUACCUUUGUGUGAGCUUAAGCUUCAAGCAAACUGUGGAUUCUGAUAUCCCCACACCCCUACACAAAUGGUGGAUCAAAUCGUCAAUGAUAUGUCCCAUUUCAAAGGAAUGGUGUUGGGGUCCCAAA
Messenger RNA from Juglans microcarpa x Juglans regia, 3605 nucleotides. Its product is annotated as C-terminal binding protein AN-like. Gene Ontology annotation, molecular function: NAD binding. The transcript has 10 exons. NCBI's taxonomy places the organism in Eukaryota, Viridiplantae, Streptophyta, Magnoliopsida, Fagales, Juglandaceae. Gene Ontology annotation, biological process: microtubule cytoskeleton organization. The record is from RefSeq and is a predicted model, not a curated record.